AUGGAAUGGAACAAACCUUUAACCCAAAAACAAUUAGAGGACCUAAUCGAUGAUGAAUCGUUUAUCGAUUUCGAAAAAGAUUCACAAGAUAGCAUUGAUACAUCUACUGAAGAUAAAGAAAAUUGUUCAGAUGAGCAUUUGAAUCCAGAAACACUGUAUGAUGUUGAUAAGAAUUGCAGUGAUGAUCAACUAUUAGCUGCUGCUAAAGCAACUGAAGACCUUCUGCUUCAUAUGGACAGUAAUGAUGUUACUGAUGUUACUAGAAGUAUUGAAGACUCUGCUGAAAUAAGAUCACCACGAAUUCAAGCUCAUGAAAAAAAAUCUGAUCAUGAUGAGCACGACUACAAUAUGGAAGAACCUAUGGAUUCUAGUCAGAGAAAUAAUAUAACUGAAGCAGCAAACAAUGGAGAAAAUGAAGAAGAGAGACAUUCAGGAGGAACAGCAACAAGUUCAAACAAUGGAGACAAUGAAGAAGAGGAAAACUUUUCAGAAGAAACAGCAACAGAUUCAAGUAAUGAAGAAAAUGAAGAGGAGAUAAAUCAAUCCGAAGAGACAGCGACUGGUUCGACCACGCCAAGUGAAAAAAAAAUGUUGCAGUCUAAGUGUGCUCGAGAAAAAUAUAGAUAUUACAGAGAAAAGGGAAAGAAGUACAAAGGUUACAAAAAAGAUAAUGGAAAAUUCUCUGCGACAAUUGAUCGACCAAGGAGAGUGAUGCUUCCAAAAUGCAGUUCCAAACUGUGCAUGAUAGCAAAAAAUCGCCAUUGCUCUGAAUUCAGUGAAAUAAUAAGACAAACAAUAUUCGAUAAGUUCUGGACCUUGACAUGGGACAUGAAGAAAACUUAUGUUUCUACACUUAUUGACGUUAAGGAAACUAAACGUCCUAUCACCGAAAAUUCUAGAAGAGCGCAUUCCUUUGAGUAUCAUUUGAAAUAUCGUACAAAAAUCUUACAAGUUUGUAGGAAGACUUUUUUAAACACUUUGGGUUUAAAAGAGAGCAUGGUACAUAAGUGGUGUAUCAAAGCUGAGUCGGGCAUGCAUAUCGGGAAGGAUGACAUAAAUCUACCCCUGAGAAGAAGAAUAACGGAGGGCAAAGCAUCAUCCCUGAAAGCAAUGACAGAUUUUCUGAAAUCUAUACCUAAAAUGGAGUCGCACUACUGUCGCUCAAGUACUUCUAAACUUUAUGUUGAACCCAUUUAUCAGAGUAAAAUGGAUCUUUACCGUGCUUAUAAAAUAUAUUGUCAAGAUAUGGUAGUAGAGCCAGUGAAACCUUCAAGAUUCAAGAAGGAAAUGGAUAAUCUGAAUAUCGCGAUUCAUUCUCCAAAAAAAGACCAAUGUGACUUGUGUGUUGGUUAUCAAACAAAAAAUAUAGAUGAGGAAGUGUAUCAGUCUCACAUCAGACGAAAAAAUGAAGCCAGGGAUGCAAAAAGUGAAGACAAGGCGUUGGCUCAAGGAAAUCCAGAAGAGAUAGCGGUAAUGACAAUGGAUGUUCAAGCGGUCAAAUUGGCACCACUAUUACAAGCUUCAGCAAUUUAUUUCAAGACCAAACUAUGUGUCCAUAAUUUUACAAUGUAUGACUUGGUUACUAAAGAUUGUCAUUGCUACUUAUGGCAUGAAGCCGAGGGAGGGUUAGAAGCAAACAUUUUUUGUUCUAUUAUCUAUAAACACCUCCUGAAUUACUUGGAUCAUAAUCCAAGAACGAAGAGGAUAAUUUUAUAUAGCGAUGGCUGCGGCUAUCAAAAUCGGAAUAAUUGCUUGGCCAAUACUAUUCUGCAUAUUGCCGAUACUAGGAAAAUUGUUAUCGAACAAAAAUUUCUCGAGAAGGGACAUACGCAGAUGGAGGUCGAUGGGGCUCAUAGUCUGAUAGAAAGAAAACUCAAAAAUCAAGUUAUAAAUCUGCCUUCUGACUAUAUUAGGUUUUGUGAAUCAGCUCGACAGACUAAACCUUUUAAGGUCCAUUACUUGAGUAAUGAAUACUUCUUGAACUUCUCAGCCAUAACAUAUUACAAUACCAUUCGACCUGGAAUAAGGAGAUUAGAUCCAGUGAUAGCUGAUAUCCGUUGCCUCAAAUAUGAGAACACGGACAUAAGUUUCAAACUUAAUCAUACAGAUGAAUAUAAGUUAUUACGAAACAAAUCUAAAAUAAAUACGAAGGAAAUCACAAAAUUGUACAAGGGAAAUCUGAAAAUCAAGAAAGAGAAGUGGAAUCAUCUGCAGGCUCUCAAGUCUGUUUUACCAAAAGACACGCACUCAUUCUAUGAUUCACUGCAAUAUCAGAAUUAAUUAUUAUGAUCUAUCAUUUUUUAUCUAUUAUGAAGGGUUAUUAUUAUUUUCAUAACAUUUGAGUACCAAUUCAUUGUUGAAUUAAUAAUGUACUCACUAAAGUUUUAUUUGGUCAUUUCGUGUUUUAUUGAUAGUUCUUGAUAACCAGAAGCCUUUCAAUAGUAGUAUUUUGACUCCCUCCUACCUAUAUCAUUUAUUUAUUUCAAAAUAUCAACAUACGAAAAUUCAUUUCGUGAGUGAUCUGAUGAAAAAUAAGGAUUAGAACCACUUCUUGUAUAUCUAUGUAUGUAUUGCAAAACCACGUAUCUGUAAAAAAUCUUGAAGCAAAAUCAAGUAUCUGACAUAUACAAAAAAAAAUCAAAAUUUUUCCCUGAAUAUCGAUGUAAAUCGAGUAUUUGAUUUUUUUACAAUUCAUAUUCGGAAUACUGGAAUGUCACCACGUUUUUUCCACAUUAUAUACAGUUUUAUUGCUCUCCUGUAAAAUUUGCUUUUAGUCAGAUACGUGCUUUUGCCAAAUCACCAAAUACAUAAUGAAAUAGUAGGCAAAAUUAAACAAAACGAUUCACUUUUCGAAGGAAACCCAACAAUAAAUGCUAAUAAGUAUAAUGAAUUUCUAUUGAAGGUC
Messenger RNA from Phaedon cochleariae (mustard beetle), 2905 nucleotides. Lineage: Eukaryota; Metazoa; Arthropoda; Insecta; Coleoptera; Chrysomelidae. The record is from the annotation of a GenBank genome assembly.